This is a messenger RNA of Brassica oleracea var. oleracea, 576 nucleotides long. RefSeq lists its product as uncharacterized. The coding region runs from base 1 to 576 and encodes 191 amino acids. The record is from RefSeq and is a predicted model, not a curated record. Lineage: Eukaryota; Viridiplantae; Streptophyta; Magnoliopsida; Brassicales; Brassicaceae. The transcript has a single exon.
AUGUCGUGUUUUGAGAUGCCCGCAAGCCUGUGUAAGAGGAUCCAGUCAACAUUGACAAGGUUUUGGUGGGAUGGUAAUGACAACAAGAGGAAGAUGUGCUGGACUUCGUGGUCCAAACUCUCAAAACUGAAGCAACUAGGAGGUCUAGGUUUCCGAGACAUCCAACUGUUCAACAAAGCUCUACUGGCCAAACAGUCUUGGAGAAUCCUAACGAAACCGGAUUGUCUACUCUCUCGAGUGCUACGUGGUAAGCAUUGUCAUAAGGCACCUUUCCUCAUGGUUAAGGAGACUACAACCUGCUCCCAUGGAUGGCGUGGUAUUCUCCAUGGAAGAGACCUCCUAGCAACAAAUAUGGGCAAAGCAAUCGGAGAUGGAAACUCCACCAGAGUGUGGAAAGAACACUGGAUAAAAACCGACACUAUGGUUUGUCCAAUAGGUCCAGUGAAGGAGAAUGACCUCGACCUCUUCGUCUCUGAUCUGUUUUUACGCGGGACCAACGAGUGGGAUCGUCAGAGGAUCCGGUCCCUCCUCCCCUCAUAUGCAGACCAUAUCCUCUGUAUGAGACCGAGCCGUUAG